AUGGCAUCAAUCAACUCUGGAGUCGGAAAGACCGUACUUGUUACUGGCGGAUCUGGAUACGUAGCUGCUGAAGUCCUCAACUCCUUUCUCAUCCGUGGAUACAAUGUCAAGACCACCGUUCGCAACGAAGCAUCAGCCGAGAAGAUCAAAAAGUCUCAUGCCAAAUACCUAGAUCAACUUUCAUUUGCCAUAGUGAAAGAUCUUCAACUGCCUGGAGGUCAUGAUGAAGCAGUUAAAGGGGUCGAUGGUGUCAUCCACACAGCUUCCCCUUUCGUCUUGCAAGUCGAAGACAACGCUCGAGACCUUCUCGAACCCGCCGUGAACGGCACCCUAGAAGUGUUAAAAUCCGUGCAAAAGAACAACCCAGCCGUCAAACGCGUAGUGAUCACCUCGUCCUUCGCAGCAAUCAUAGACAUCUUCCAAGGCCCGCGUCCAGGCUACACUUACACCGAAAAAGACUGGAACCCCACCACCUACGACGUGGCCGCCAACCCUUCAACCCCCGGCGGAGUAUCCUACUGUGCAUCCAAAUCCUUCGCCGAAAAAGCAGCCUUCGACUACGUCGCUGAACACAACCCAAAUUUCACCAUCACAGCCCUCAACCCACCAAUGGUCUAUGGACCCAGCAGCGUCCUCUUCCCAGGUUUUGAUAAACUCAACACCUCCUCAGCAGACAUAUACCGUCUCAUCAACGGCACCUCCUCCUCCGUGCCGGAAACCAGUUUCUUCGGCUUCGUCGACGUGCGCGACCUCGCUGAAGCACACGUUCGGGCCUACGAGUCCGAGGAUGCGGCGGGUCAGCGGUAUAUCACUUGCUCGGGGGGCUACACGUAUCAGCAGAUUUGCGAUGUCAUUCGAGCGGAGUUUCCUGGGAAGAGGGACGUGGUGCCGGAGGGGAAUGUGGGGGAGAAGUAUCCGGAUGUUUAUGUGGUGGAUAAUGGGAAGAUUAGGAGGGAGUUGGGGAUGGAGUUUAGGUCUUUGAAGACGUGUGUUGUGGAUAUGGUUGAGCAGUUUAUUGAGUAUGAGAAGGCGUGA
Messenger RNA from Glarea lozoyensis ATCC 20868, 1035 nucleotides. RefSeq names its product NAD(P)-binding Rossmann-fold containing protein. Gene Ontology annotation, molecular function: oxidoreductase activity, acting on the CH-OH group of donors, NAD or NADP as acceptor. The record is from RefSeq and is a predicted model, not a curated record. The transcript has 2 exons. Bases 1 to 1035 code for a protein of 344 amino acids. NCBI's taxonomy places the organism in Eukaryota, Fungi, Ascomycota, Leotiomycetes, Helotiales, Helotiaceae.